CCGUGUGGUAAUCCAUAUUGUGAAUUUGUCGAGUUUCCUUGUGGUGAUACUCAUUCUAAUGAAUAUCGUAUGCCGAGUUCUGUGCGCAGUCGAUUUAAUCUAAAUGGUUUAUGCUGUACGACGCUUUACAAACACAGUCUUCCAAUACUAUCGGUAAACUUCACAUUAACAUGCUGGCAACGUACUUGCACAGUGACAGCUUCAUAAAAAUAACAACCUUAUCUGCGGAUCGUAACCACAGUAGUCGAAUCGAGUGCAAGUAAUAUAAUAUGACGCCUGUACCGUGCAGUACACUUUAGCCAUCGGCACAGAAUCGAGGUAAAUUUUCCGGUCCGGAAGAACUGAAUUGUUGAUUCAACCUUGAUUGCGUCGUUAUGGAGUACAACAUUUCCAAGAGUGAUGGAUACUUACAACAAAAAUGGGAUAACUUUUUGGACAUAGUCGAGUGUAGGUUUCACAACGGUUACCUUUUGUUCACACUGAACAAACUGGCAGAAGUACAGCAGUAACUCUUGUGCUAGCUUUACAGCUGCGGGGAGACGAUCAUGAACGGCUUUACUUAUGGGUUCAGACGUUAUACGCGCACUCCUUUUUCUGGCUGGCGGGUUUUAUUUUCAUUCUGAUGGAUACCACUGGGCGACCGAAAUUUCUCCGGAAGUACAAAACUCAACCGGGUACGAAUGAACCACUGAAAUGGAGCGAUAUGAAAAAGCUAAUAAAAACUGUUCUGAUAAAUCAGUUCAUAGUAGGUUUCCCGCUGAGCUACGCUCUGUUCCAUCUAGCCGGCAGGGAGGGCUACCCAGAUGUUCGAAUCCUACCAUCUGCCUAUGAAGUCGUUCGUGAUUUUUUGAUUUGUCUUGUUCUACGCGAAAUCGGUUUUUACUACAGCCAUAGACUAUUGCAUCACAAAUUCCUGUAUAAGAUCAUUCAUAAAAAGCACCACGAAUUUACCGCACCGGUAGCUUGGGCCGCCGUCUACGCGCAUCCAAUUGAGCAUAUUUUCAGCAACAUGAUUCCUCCUAUGCUGGGAAUCGGGCUGAUGAAGAGUCAUUUCGUGACGUCACUCAUAUGGUUUACGCACAUCCUUUACGAUACCCUGAUAACUCACUCAGGAUAUCAUUUGCCGCUGGUGUGCAGCAGCGAACGGCACGAUUACCACCAUUUAAAGUUUAACCAGUGCUAUGGCGGCUAUGGCUUUCUGGACUGGCUACACGGCACCGACGCCCAGUACCGUGGGUCUAAAAACUAUCAACGCGAUCGGCGGCUCUGGGGGCUCAGGUCGGCUCGGGAGCUUGUACCAGAUAAAGACUGAACGAAUUGAAAGGAUUCAUAUUAUAUACAACAUGGUUUAUGAACUGCAACUAGACGUAACUGCGGAAACAUUGGAUUCCAGGAUGCUGUCUUGUAAUGCAAUAUAAUAAAGUUCAAAAGGGUUAGAAACCUCUCAGGUUGAUAAGAUCGCAUACAAUAACUUUAUUCUAUACAAAAAUUUAAUUCUGCUCAUUCGUUCGACAUUUGGUGGUGGCGGGCAACCAACCAAUUUUAUAGAAGCAUUUUUCGGUGGAAUUACACCAGUCAACUAUGAACUGUGCAAUUGUUAAUUUAUGAGUGGACACAAAGUGUUCGUAGCCGCAAUGUACAAAGCAAACGACCACAAGGGAGUUAAAGGUCAAUGAACAAUAUGUAUUUAUCUCUGUACCAACAAAUUCUACACGAUAAAGCCAUUAAUAUACACACGCUGCAGUCUCUGCUGCCGAAUGAAUUUAGCUUGUGAAGGUUUUAGUGAGGUUAUCUUCAUAUGGGCGAAAAAAGAUUAGGACACAUUUUUUCCCAUUUUGAUAACUGCAUCGUAAAUCAAAAUGUACUUGAAAAAGCUAAUCGAAAUCGUAUUUUUUAUCUGUUGAUAGUUGGAACUUAUUUUCAAAGCUUUAAAUUCUAGUUUCGCAAAAAUGAUUGAACGAAAGAUUUUAAUCUCUCGAAAACAUGUUAGGCUUUUCAGUAAUGGGUCACUACAAUACAAAACAAUUGUUAAACUAGCAUACAGCCAAAUGUCCACUAUGGAUUUUAUCAGGCAGGUUUAGAAAAAAAUCUCUAAUAUGCGUAUUUAGAGAAAUACUCUCUAAUGUGACAAUUUACAAGACCAUGGAGAACUCUACAGUGUGUCUUGUACAUGUCCUCUACAAUCUAUCAAAUAUGCUAGAUGAAGAAUUCUUUCUACUGUAGAGAAAUUAAAAUAAAGAGCAUGUACAUCAAGAAUAUGCAAACUGAAUAAAUAAAACAGUAUCAACGCAUAAAUGUUCGAGCAGAUAAAACCGAGUGCAUCUGGAAGUUUGAUGUUACGCCAGCCUAAUGUUCAUAGUUACGUGAAAUAAGUUCAAUAUAUGUUUUUGAAUAUUGGUGGUUGUAAAAAUGGUGAUUGGGUGCACUGCAAAGCAAAUAUGCUCAAAAACUGUGGAAAUUUUUUUAUAAAAUAAAAAAAAAAUUAAACUCAAAUUUCUUGUUUCGUUUCAAAAUACUGCUGAAAAGUAUCAUCAUUUGAAAAUAAAAUAGACCCGAUUUUGGGGAUUUCGUUUUAGGAAUUAUGACUUCACAGAUAGGUAUGUUUACCUUUAUUCAACAAGAAGUUUAUUUUCUGAGAGACAUCCUUGUUGUAAAAAAAACUCUGCAAAAUCUGAAGCGCGACGGUUUCAACGGUCCGUUUCACUGAAAUAGUAAUUCAGCCACAGAUUUGCUCGAUUAUAUAUAAACUCAAUUAUAUACACACUCGAUUACCUAUAUGAUUCCAUAAAAUACAAUUUUUGACUGAUUUAAACAGAGCUUGAUCUUUUCAUUUCAAAUAUGACUUAUCUGGAACUAAAAUGCCGUAAGGGAACAUAUAUUAAAUAAGUAACGCUUAGGGUCUGUCUGAUAAAGCGUUCCACAAAAGGAGAGGGCGUCGAAAAUGUUUUUUUUCGCUACGUAGGAAACGGACAUCUCUAAUUGAUUCAUUAAUCAGAAAAUAAAAAAAAUUUAAUAAAAAAAUUAAAAGAAAAAAAAACAAGUUGACGUUUAGGUGUAAGAGUAAACAAAUCAAUUCAUACAACACAACAUACACGAUAACGACCAAAAGUUUUCUUUACGUUUGACUGCAAUUGAAUCUAAAAUAACUAGGGUAGCGAACGGCUUCGGCAGUGGUCGACCCGACGGGAACGGGUCAGGUUCGGGUUUAAAAACCAUCUCUAUUUCUGUGGUAUUUUGGUCAAACCCCCGUCGCCUGCGGUUUUAAUCCCGUGAUCUCAUUUCGCCAAAAACGUACUUUUUUCACCAUAACAUGUACAGAAAACUAUUUUGUGAUUAUACAUUCAGUAUACUCUACAUUUCGAUGAAAACAAAUCUGUUAAGAACUAGGUACUGUUGUAAUUUCUGAUCAAACAUAACAAAAACAUGUUUUAUACGAAGUAAAGUUGAUUAAUAGAUGCGACUGAAACACUG
This is a messenger RNA of Wyeomyia smithii (pitcher-plant mosquito), 3471 nucleotides long. Its product is annotated as fatty acid hydroxylase domain-containing protein 2-like. The transcript is spliced from 5 exons. The coding region runs from base 623 to 1312 and encodes 229 amino acids. Gene Ontology annotation, biological process: sterol biosynthetic process. The record is from RefSeq and is a predicted model, not a curated record. NCBI's taxonomy places the organism in Eukaryota, Metazoa, Arthropoda, Insecta, Diptera, Culicidae. Gene Ontology annotation, molecular function: iron ion binding; C-4 methylsterol oxidase activity.